Messenger RNA from Penicillium soppii, 1191 nucleotides. Its product is annotated as fungal specific transcription factor domain-containing protein. NCBI's taxonomy places the organism in Eukaryota, Fungi, Ascomycota, Eurotiomycetes, Eurotiales, Aspergillaceae. The transcript has a single exon. The record is from RefSeq and is a predicted model, not a curated record. Bases 1 to 1191 code for a protein of 396 amino acids.
AUGUAUGCGUUUGGUGUUGCAACUGAGCUUGGUUUAGACCAGGAACCUGGCCCCGGUUAUACUGAUUCUCCGAGUCCAACGGGUGCUUCGCGGCUCAAGCCAUGGGAUACGGCAUCCCCAACAGUUGGCUCCGAUGGCCCCAUACUUUCAUUACCAGCGCAUACGACAGAAUGCCCAGAUCAAGUUCCUCGAUUAUCACGUAAUCGGGAGAGAACGUGGCUAAGGAUUCUAUUAUGGGAGCGAGCGAAUAGUGCGACUUGUGGUAGAACCCACGCUUUUCCAGAGACAGAAUUGACACGAAGUAUCGAUAUCUGGUGGUUACACCCACUAGCUGACGCUACAGAUAAAUAUACAUGUGCAUUCAUCGCUCUGAGGCGGGGCUUAGCUUUAUUGCAAAGCGAACUCAAAAAUCAGUCCCAUGUUGUACAUUCAAAUCCACAUUGGGUUCAAGAAUUUAUCGAUAGAUCUCUGAAGUCUUGGCGUGAAUGUUGGCUUUCAGGGCUAGAUGCCAGUCCAGAAAAGACUACAUCGUCUGAGCAACUGUCCAACGUCUUUCUUCGCUGGGUCUAUUUCCAUGGAAGGCUUUGGACAUUGUCAUUUGCGCUUGAAAAUGCCAUCAAUGGGGGGAAACAUCUGGAUGCCAUUCGAUCAGAUUGCUUGAGAGCUGCAGUGGAGUCUUGUGAGCUCGCUGUGCUGGAUCUGAACAGCAUUGGUGAACCAUUAUACUGCUUGUUAGCCCCGACCUGGGCGAUGAUUGCAUAUGGCUGUGUACUGGCCCUGAAAAUAUUCCCUGCAUUGUAUGGGCCACAUGGGAACGAUGUAGAGCUUCUUGCUCUGGUGAGUCAAGUUGCCACAUGCUUAGGAGUUGUAGGCGCCACGACGCCGAUGGCGGGGCUGCUAAGCCAGCAUCUCAUGGUGAUCCUGAGAGUUAGAAUGGCGCGCCUACUGAGAGCCUUGCCACAACCUCCCCAGCUGAAAUCAAGUCUGUCUCAGCAUCAGGCUCAUGAUCCUGAACCCAAUUCAGUAACCCCGCAUCAACCUCUUGAUGCGACGACACCUGAGGCACUGAUAUCAGAACAUGACCCUUUUUUGACGUCAGGGUCUACGUAUAUUCAAGAGGGUCUGAAUGAGGAAGACUUUGAUGGCUUUCUUCGGGACAUGUUCGGAAAUGGGUUUGGCGGCGUUUUCUAA